UCCGUUUUUCUUUUGAAUUGUAGAAAUAAUCUGUGGUCAAUUGUACUAGUGCUCAAAGUUUUGCUUCCGUGCAAUAUUAACUUGUUUUCUAGCCGCUGAUUUGCUCAAAAAUUUCAAUCAUUUAACAUGGGUAUUGCUGCGAGUCGGAAAUCUGUUGACAUUUCGUCCAAAUCGAAGAAAAGUGCGUCCGAAGAACCCGGUGCAAUUGUUUCUGGGGAACUGAAGGCCAGGGAUAGCAGUUCUCCGGGGAAAGAAAAUAUCAACGAAAAAGCUCCUGAAAUUGAGAAAACAGAGGUAAUCAAUGGACAUGAUGAUACAACGAAAAUCCCUGAAAUCGAAGCUAAGAGCGAGGAAGUUAAUGGAAAGGACACAACCCAAGAGAUGACUGAAGAAAAUAAUGGAGGCAAGCCCAAGAAGGAGAAGAAAGUGAAGAAGAAGAUGUCGUUUAGGAAUCUGAGUUUCAUGAAGAGCAACAAGCACAAAAAGGAGAAGAAAGGCGGUGAAACUGCCGCCGACGACGCUAACAAAACCACGGAGAAUGCCGAAGACAAGACUCCUGAACAAGCCGACGCGGAAAAGACUCAAGACGUCGAACCGGAAGCUGUGCCAGAGAAAUCUUCCGACUCCGAACCAAAGGUGGAAACUGAAGAAGCAGUCAAAGUUGAAUCGGCUACCCCUGCCUCUCCUGAAAAAGUUCCGGAAGUUAGUGCUCCCGAGGUUCCCGAAGUGGAAGCCCCGGUUGAGGCUGAAUCCGUGAAAGACGAACCUGCUCCGAUUUUGGAAACGGAAAUGGAAGCUUCUCCCGAACCGGAAUUGAAGGUAUCCCCUGAAAUAACUGAGGAGGAGUCGAUCGAGAAAACCGAAGAGCCGAAGGAGGCUGAGGAGGAAGUUGUCAAGGCAGAUUCGACUGAGAUCGCUGAGCAGGACAAUGAGGUUGGGGAGGAAGUUGUGCAGCAGACCGAGAAGGUCGAGGAUGAACCUGAAGUCGAAGCAAUUGAGCAAGUCGUGGAGGAGCCCGAGACAGUUUCUGCCGAGCCCCCGAACGAGCCACCACCACCCCCGAGAGACAAUGUUUGUGGUCUUCUUGAUGCAAGUGUCUUGAUGUCUUGCCUUGCCCUUGCCCGUGGGAACUCGACUCGAAAGCUUUGUACCAGCUGGACUUCGGUGCCCGUUGGAAAUAGCUUCUGCUUGUCCAUUUAUAUUGAUGUUGGACGGAGAGUUUCGUUUGUGAUGGGGAAUCAGCUGGGUGCGAUCGCACCUUCGGAGAUCUUCCCUGUGGAACACUAUUUGACUCGGAUUCGAGGACUGAGUUAUGAUUCUAGCUUGGGAAGUACCCGGUUCUUGAAGGUUGCCAGGGCGAAGGUUGACGAUGUCAACGAAGGUUGGGUCACCGUCAAAGUUUUUGUCAUCCAUGAUCCUUCGCUGCCCUUGAAACCGCACAUUUCACGACUGAAAGAUCUGCGUGAUCAACUGAAAGCACACCCGAACUGCAUGCCCUAUGAAGUUCUGGGAGUUUCGGAUAAAUCCGCCAUAAUUUACCGACCGUAUUUCAAGUACAGUCUUUAUGAUCGCAUCAACACCCGACCAUUUAUGCUGCCGCUGGAGAAAGCUUGGUUUGCAUAUCAGUUGCUGAGAAAUUUGGAAGAUUUGCAUCACGCAAACAUUUUCCACGGAGACUUGAAAACUGAGAACAUAAUGAUCUCGAGUUGGCAGUCCAUGUUUUUUACUGAUUUUGCAUCUUUCAAACCCGUCCAACUCCCCGUGGACAAUCCCGCCGAUUUUGCCUAUUUUUUCGAUACUUCUGGCAAAAGAAAGUGUUACAUAGCUCCGGAAAGGUUUGUGGAAGCUUUGGCUAUCGAUGAUGACUUGGCAAAGGAACAAGGCCUGAGAAUACCGUCUUCAGACCAAAACCCUCAUAUCGGAGGUUAUCAUCAGUCAAUGGACAUGUUUUCAGCUGGAUGUGUUCUCGCUGAAGUUUUCACCGAAGGAGAAUGCUUGUUCGAGCUGAGUCAGUUGCUGGCGUUCAAGUACGGAAAAUAUCAUCCUGAACAGAUUCUCAGUCUCAUCGAAGAUCCGCAUUGCAAGCAAUUGGUGGGAAACUUGAUCUGCAUUGAUCCGUGUGACCGAUUAUCUGCUAAUGCAGCGCUGGAGACUUACGUUGGGACGAUUUUCCCUGAUUAUUUUGAAUACUGGUUCAAAUUCGUAAGGAAGACAUUUGAUCACGCCUCUAACAUUUUGGAUGAUAAAAUGUCAAUAAUUAAGGAAUCAUUCCACGAAAUCCUGAAGCACUUCGGAGAAGAGGAGGAGCAAAAUGUUUCGAAUAACAUAGUCUUGGGCCGGUCUGUUUCUUCGUUGUCAUCCGGAGAAGAUUAUUUCGAAGUCCACGAAAGUCAAGGAUGGAGACUUGGUCAGAAAAAUUCAGUCGGGCUAGUUUUGGUUGCUUCUGUAGUCACAGCUUCAAUAAGAGGGCUUCACUUUUGUGGAAGCAGGUUGGUGGUUCUUGAGCUACUCGAGGAGAUUUCCCGACGCUUACCUGAUGACCUUGUUCUGGAUCGAAUAGUUCCGUUUAUGGUAGAGCUGGUGAAGGACGAAUCGGCUCGUGUUCGUUGCGAAGCCUUGAACUGCUUGACGAGGUGUUUGUCGGGGAUCAGUCUUACGGAUUUGCACGGUUCGGAUGCUAACGUUUUUCCGGAAUUCAUCUUCCCCGGGAUCAGUGCUACUGUCACUGACCUCCACAGUUCAGUGCGUUGCAGUUUAGCUGCGAAUAUUGGACUUUUGGCGGAAACUGCUGCUCGAUUCAUUGAAAAUGUGGAACUGAAUUGUGCGAGCAGCAGUAAAAGCUGGGACUCGGUACUUGGCAAUGUCAGUGGCAACUCUGGUGUUAUCAGCUCUUUCGCUGUUGAUUCCCCGAGGUGGAAGAUAACUACGGACAACACUUCCUACGAGUCUUUGGUGGCUGAGAAGCGAUGGGUUCAAGACUGGGUGAAGAGCAAAGUUUCCGCACUUCUCACAGACCCGGAUAACUCCGUGAAGAUCACUCUAAUGAGGAAGAAUCUCACGCGACUUUGCAUAUUUUUCGGCCGAAACGGAGCAAAUGACAUUAUAUUCUCGCACAUGAUCACAUUCUUGAAUGACAAGGACGACACGAAGUUGAGGCUGGCUUUCUAUGAUACUGUGGUUGGGAUCGUGUCUUAUAUUGGCCGUCCGUGUUGCAACCUUUUGAAGCCUCUUCUGCUCCAGAUAUUCGAGGUCGAACGCCGAUCAGGUACAAUUGAGAUUUACAUGAUAGGAGAGGGUCUGAGGGAUACGGAGGAAUUUGUGAUCGCAAAAGCCGUCUGGGCCAUGAUGAGUUUGGUCGACAUUGGUCUUCUGGACAAGUAUAUCAUUUACGACCUUGCAGCAGAAACAGCUCCAUAUUUAUGCCAUCCUAACCCUUGGAUUCGGCAGUCUGUCGUGGGAUUUUUCGCGAGUGUGAUGUGCAUGUUGUCUCCUGUGGACGUGAAUGCCAAAAUCAUGCCACGAAUUUCGCCCUACACGCGAGCCCCGGUCGGGUUUGCUCGUGACGUAGUUGUGCUGUGGGACUUCUUGAAAGAACCGAUUGGACGACUGGUGUUCUACCAGCUGCUGAGAGUGCCGAAUUUGAGCAAAUUCGUGAAGAGAUUGUAUUCGGAUGGCCUCGGACGAGACGGAUGUGCUGUUUUAUUGGCGAUGAAAGAGAACCUGUUGCGCAUGCAUCGACCUUCUCCAUCUCACAAAAGCACGUCUAUGAUGGGACCGGUUGACAUGGAAACGGUAAUUAAAAGGACGACGGACUUGUACAUCGGACCCCUGAAACGGAGCAUUUCGCCACCUUGGGAACAUCGUUCGGACGACGUUUUCUCCGAGGAUCGGAAAACGUCGUCCCCGGCAUCGAUGGUCGACACGGGGGGUCAUGCGAGUUUUGGCGGGGGUUCAUUGAACGCGAACAUGAACCGAGAAUGGCAGCACAUGUUUGGAGACACGCAAAAAGCGGAUGUGCCUCUCGAACUAUCCGUAUCUCCGUCCGUGAAAGAUACAUUUUUAGGACCAUUAGAACCUAUCCACGUCUUGGAUACAGUUCUUCCGGAAAAAUCGCAUGCACCCUUGGAUGGAUCCACAGUCGGUCCACCAGUUGUUUGGAACCCUUCGGAAUCCGCUAGCAGCGAUGAAAGCUCUCUUCGGAUCAGCCAGGACAAAAGCUUGGAUAAUCGUUGCAAGCCGUGUCGUUCCGAGCUGAAGGAGCUGUUGAAACGUCGUGUUGAGGAGAUACAAGAUUCCCUGACGGGUCUUCAAACUCGGAGCACUGGGGUGGACGUGACGAGCUCCACGUCGUCCUCGAGUCUUGGAGGAGGGUCCAUGAACGAAUCAGCUCUUCGGUCCUGGGUUCCAGCUGGGAAGCUUGUGUAUCAUGUCGGGGAUCAUCGAGAGUGUGUGACGAAACUGUUCAACAUCACCGGGGUAGGGGAUGGUGGAAUGUUUGCGAGUUCUUCGAAUGAUGGAACGGUUCGUUUAUGGGACGCCACUUUGGACAAUCUUCGAAAUCGUCUGAUAUACAACAGUGGAGUCCCCGUGAGAUCUGGAGUUUGGUGUAGUAAAGAAGAAGUGAUAGCCACGCUUAACGGAAACGGAACUGUGGAUAUUUUCGGUUUGGACACGUGUUCGUCUAAACGUCCUGUGUUGACGUCACGUUCAUUCAACGUGGACACGGAUGGGAUGGGCAUGGAAUUGCUUUACGUGCCGACUGCGUCUGUUUUGAUAUACGUGACAGCGUUUGGAGUCGCAACUGGUUGGGACCUGAGAACGAGAGAUGAAGGAUUUCGGAUUAUACAGAAUCUGAGCAAC
Molecule: messenger RNA, 4860 nt
Organism: Notodromas monacha
Lineage: Eukaryota; Metazoa; Arthropoda; Ostracoda; Podocopida; Cyprididae
Source: the annotation of a GenBank genome assembly